Serendipita indica DSM 11827 is the source of this 3099-nucleotide messenger RNA. The record is from the annotation of a GenBank genome assembly. NCBI's taxonomy places the organism in Eukaryota, Fungi, Basidiomycota, Agaricomycetes, Sebacinales, Serendipitaceae.
AUGGAUCAUGAUCAGCUCCAGAAGCCUGUGCUCGCAUCUCUCCGAGCAAUCACGCCCUCGGAUUCAGCCCCUGCGCACCGCAAGAAACGGUCUCAUUCACGCGGAAACUCGAUUGUGAAUUUUGAUGACAUUCUCAGUCUGCCCGUUCCCAACCCUUCAUCGAUUCCGUCUCCGCCUCGCUCACGCCCAACGUCACACCACCGACGUCUUUCGUCCGUCUCCACACGCAGAGAAAGUUCGGAAGUAAUGGGCGUCACCUUUAAUGAAGAUUCAAAGGACAACGCGAUCACCAGCAGCCGUGUCGACAGCCAUCUCCGAGCCCUGUUUGCACUCGAGGGACGCACCUCACCGACUCCAAGCCCCCUUGCGACCGCGGUGUUUGGCCCAGCAAAGGUGGAUCUGCCAGAAUUCGGAGCGGAGGACAAGUCGUCCGAUUCGACGGCGCCGUUACCAUCGAAGCCUUCUUACCCCGCCAGUAGCUCUCUCGCGGGCAAACGAGAUUCAUUUGGCAAACUGCUCGCUGCGGCUCCCAGUGUGAAAAAAGAACUCGGUAUCCUCCUCGAAGAGGACGAAGGCGAGGACCCAGCAGGCUCGGACAGCGAGCUCGUGCCCGUGCCUGCCGCUCGACACCGUCCGCGAUCCCUGAAUUUGCGUUCAUCUCUCCUAUCAAAGGCGUCGACAUCCAUUCUUCCGACACCGUCUCCAACGCCAUCCUCCGGUCGGACGCCAAAGCUCAAGUCGCUUACCCUGGCUUCAUCUUCUGUCAUGGGUUCCUCCCAAGGUACCCCGCCACGGCGCUCAUCUCAGCUCGUGAUCAGCAGCUCGGUUCCCCUGCUAUCUGCCGCAGAGCUCGAGAUGACACAGCGCCAGGGCAGUAUCUCCUAUCGCAAGCCUUCAUCCACGCUCCACCGUGCUGCUUCUCCUGAUGCCGCCUUAUCAUCCUUGUUCCUGAACCUUCCCAUGGCCAAUAAUGGUGGAAGCAGCAACCAGACGACUCCGCUCCAGUCACCACGAUCGCAGACUCUCACGCCGAGUCCAUCGCCGACAUUUGAGCUUCGCUCCAACACCCCUCCAUCGCGUGUAUCAAGAAUGACAAGUCCUCAACGGUCCACGUCCCCAACGGAGCUUCUCGCGCAAACCUCUUACUAUGCGAACUCACACGCGUCAUUUGUUGCGCGGAUCGCGGAGCUCGAAGCUGCCCUUGCUCGGACCAGAACUCUUUCCCCUGCUCCUACCGAGCCUUCUGAGGAACUCCUCGAAAUGCUCUCGGACCUCAAGGCGGAAAGGGACCAACUCAAGCAUACCCUCGACCUGCUCACCAGCCGCUUUGGCGAGCUUGAAAAGCAGCUAAGCGCGUUGGGCAGAAAGCUUGAUAACGAAAAGCGCGAGGCAUGGGUUAGCAAGGAGAAGCUACGGACCAAGGAAGAGGAAAAUCGACAGUUGGACGCGGAGAAAGAGGCCCUUAGGGAAGAACUCGAGGAGCUCAAACGGCAAUUGUCCAAUGCGCGAUCUGCAGUGCGAGAAGAAAGGGACAAACGCGUUGCAGUCGAGCGGGAGCUCCAAGUUGCGCUCGACACCCCAAGGGUCGCCGCCGAUCCGUACCCGUACGCGACCAACUAUAUUCGCAACAGGGGUUCCUUUGACUCGCAGGUUACACAUUCCGAAGCCGCGUAUCAGACGACUGCUCCCGUCAGCGUCGCCAACGGGGACGAAGAUGACGAUUCGGAUGCAUCGUUCCACUCUCGAUCUCUGUCUCACGCUUCGUUUACGUCGAGAAAGGGUCGGGAUACCAUUGCCAGUGAUUGGUCGUUUGCCAAGGCGGCUCGUCGGGCAAAGGCGAAGUCAAAGCACAAUGCCGAUCCAUUCUUUGCGGGUCUUGAAGAUGAAGACGAGAACACGCAAGUCGUCGAGUCGGGUCCUUCCGAUGCACUCAAGCCGCUCACACCCCGUGCCAUCAGCUCGCCGGGUCCGUUUACGUCGUCCAGUGGCGUGAGCUCCUCGGGCGCAUCUGGUGUGCUCAGCUCUCCUGGUGCCUACAGUAUCGGAUUCGGAUUCGGUCUCAGCGCGGACGAGGAUGAGGAUUCAAACUUCAACUUUGGCCAGCCACCUUCGCCAUCUCUGUCGCCUAAAAACGACAGUGGAAACGAGUCGGACCGAGAAAUCAGUUCGUCGCCUUUGGUGGAUGACGAAGAUGCUACGUUUUCGUUUGCGUGCCAGACGUCGGAUGAGUCUCACUCGACGAACAAGACGAUCAACACUCCCAGUCUCGCCCAGGUUAUGGCCCUCUCUACGCCCUCUCUUCCGUCCACCCCGUCACCGUCUAUGCCCAACUUUUCCGAUCCAGCGACACCUCGACCACGGCACAAGGCAAAGGAUAGCAUGAGCCUGCGACGUCGAUCAAAGAUGGAGCGACCUUCUACCGAUCUAUCCGACUCUUCGCAUGCGCACUCGACUCAACGACAUGUCUCGCCUCCACCACGGACCUCCGAAGAGUCGGUCCCGACUUCUCCUCGAUCGGAACCCUCGUUUUCGUUUCCACGGUCGGCACCUGCGCCGAAACCCGCCAGAUUUUCGAUGCUCGUCGCGCCAACGUUGGACAUUUCGAUCCCGUCUUCGGAUUUUGGCUCGCUGCUGCCGUCUUUUGAUUUCAUGUCGUCACCUGCUGCCAUCAGUGCUCCUCCGCCGGCACAUCGUCCGGAAAUUGCGAGCAUGCGACCACCGCCGCCAAUCUCGAUGCCUUCUCCUGCGAGAAGGUUGAGCGAGUCACGGUCUAGUCUUGGCCAGGCUACGACGGAAAUGACGCAACAGAAUCAACCUGCUGUUCAUGGUCACAAGAGCUCGCUGUCGCUUUCGUUGGCGUCACUGGCGAGUCUCUUGCCUUCGUCUUGGUCACCCCGUGCGUCACCCACUUCUCCCGUCGCAUCUAUUGGAAAUCGAAACUCGUUGGAGCGUGCGCUCGCAUCUCGAGAGAAGCAGCUUAGCCGGCUUGCCGAGCAGAUGGGUCAGUCUGUCUCUCCGAGCGACCACCGGCCGUCCUCUUCGAUUGAGGCUGCGCAGCCGUCGCAAUCGCGAAGUCGGAGUGGAUCUCGUGUGAUAUAG